Molecule: messenger RNA, 2652 nt
Organism: Sipha flava (yellow sugarcane aphid)
Lineage: Eukaryota; Metazoa; Arthropoda; Insecta; Hemiptera; Aphididae
Gene: CDase
Product: neutral ceramidase
Exons: 12
Coding region: 210-2297 (695 amino acids)
Biological process (GO): long-chain fatty acid biosynthetic process; sphingosine biosynthetic process; ceramide catabolic process
Cellular component (GO): extracellular region
Molecular function (GO): N-acylsphingosine amidohydrolase activity
Source: RefSeq, a predicted model, not a curated record
GACCGUGUGGUAGAUCAAAACCAGCAGUCGACGUUAUAACACGUUGUACGAGUUCGUGAACGCGUAUUUGUGUGUGUGUGUGUGUGUGUGUGUGUGUGUGUGUGUGUGCGCGCGUGCGUGUUCGGGUUAUAAUUUUCGUACGCGAACCGACCGACGACUGGAGGAUCAUGAAUAUUUAAUUGGACCACUGACAAUAUUUAAUUGGAAACAUGAAACUGAGGUUUAUAUUACUUAUAUCACUAUGGAUCUCAACGGCUCGAUCAUCAUACAAAGUCGGUAUUGGUAUUGCCGAUGUCACUGGACCCUCAGCUGGCGUCACUUUUCUGGGAUAUGGUAAAAUGGAACAGACGGGAGAAGGAAUCCACUUGCGACAGUUUUCCAGGGCGUUUGUAGUAGAAGAUUCGACCUCAAGAAUAGCAUUCGUCAGCAUCGAUUCCGCGAUGAUGGGUGAUCAUGUACGAAGCGAUGUGUUGAAAAAAUUGAACGAGAAGCUGCCGGGCAUGUACAACUUGGACAAUCUGAUGCUUUCGUCCACGCACACGCACUCGGUGCCCGGAGGCUAUAUGGUGCAUAUGCUGUUCGACUUGAGUACUUGGGGUUUCGUCCAACAAACCCUGAACAUUUUGGUCCGAGGAAUUACUCUGAGUAUUUUACGCGCUCACGACAAAUUAGACGUCGGACGGAUAUUUGUCAACAAAGGCGAAUUGCACGGGAUAUCGAUAAGCAGAAGCGAACAGUCGUACAUGUUGAAUCCGGAAGCGGAACGCGCGCAGUACAAGCAUAACGUAGACAAGACCAUGGUCCAGUUGGAGUUCCAAAGCGAGUCCGGUGUACCGUUGGGCGUGAUCAGCUGGUACGCGGUGCACGCGACCAGCAUGAACAACAGCAACCGGCUCGUGUCGUCGGACAACGUGGGAUACGCGUCUGUGAUGUUCGAGCAGAAGAUGAACCCCGACAGUCUGAUCGGAAAAGGUAAUUUUGUUGCCGCUUUCGCUUCAUCCAACCUUGGAGACGUGACCCCAAAUGUAAAGGGUCCCAGGUGCCAGAAAACCGGUAGACCGUGCGACGUUCCCGGGCCUUCAUGCAACGCCGACGAUGUUUGCGUGGCUUCCGGGCCGGGUGUCAACAUGAAAGAAAGCACGAAAAUAAUAGCCCGAAGUCUGUUCGACAAAGCAUACGAGUUAAUGACCGGCAAGCCCGUAUUCGAACUGAAGAGCCCAAUCAAGUCGAUACAUCAGUUCGUGGACGUGGCCACACAAGAAGUGAACUACGAGGAUCCUAUCACCGGAAAGACAAUCAAAGGAAAGGGUUGUAAGCCGGCAUUGGGCCAUACGUUCUCAUCGGGAACCAUCGACGGAGCGGGACUGUUCUCUUUCGAGGCCGGGUCUAAGAUUUCCAACAAUCCACUGUGGAAUCUGGUCACAAACUUCGUACCCAAGCCUAGUCCGGAACAGGUGGAAUGCCACGCGGAGAAAUCGAUUUUAAUAUCGACCGGCGAGUUCAACUACCCGUCGGCUUGGUCACCGAAAAUUGUCUCCACCCAGCUGGCCACCAUCGGUCCCGUGGUCAUAGCUUGCGUUCCCGGCGAGUUCACCACCAUGUCGGGAAGGCGCGUUCGGAGGGCCAUCAGCGAAGUACUUUGCGGCGGCGAGUCUCCACAGUGCAUCGUCGUGAUCGCGGGUCUCUGCAACACGUACAGCGAUUACAUAACCACGCCCGAAGAGUACAAGCUACAACGAUACGAGGGAGCGUCUACGCUAUUCGGGCCGUACACGUUGCCCAUCUACCUGAAACAGUACUCGAAGCUGGCCAAAGCGCUGGCCGACGACGUCAGACUGGACCGCGGCCCCGAACCCGCGGACUUGAGAUCCGAAGUGAUGUCGUUGCUGCCAUCCGUCUUGUACGACACGCCCGUUUCCGACUUCAACUUCGGCGAUUGCAUCCAACAACCCCCGUACUCGGCUGCUUGGGGAGACACGGUCAAUGCGAAAUUCGUGGCCGGAAAUCCUAGAAACAACCCGAUGUUAGAAAUGACGUUUUUGACAAUCGAAUAUCUUACAGACGAUUUGAAAUGGGUCGUCAUCGCGACCGAUGCCAAUUGGGAAACCGAAUUCAUUUGGCGAACCACGUCAUGGUUAUGGGCCACCAGUGUGGCGGAAAUAAAAUGGACAAUACCCGAAAACACUCCCACGGGUCUUUACCGUAUUCGACAUUUUGGACAUUUCAAGUAUUUUGGCGGUGGUAGGCUCGGAAGAUACCACGGUGCUUCGGAAACGUUCAAAGUCACAGAGAAAUAAGACUAAUGACCAUUAUGUUCGAUUUUAAUCCUUGAUAUAUUACCAUGGUCGCAGUUUUAUUCUUCCACUUCACACCAUACGAGUGUCUUCGGUAUUAGUUCCUGACAAUAAUAUUAUAUAUAUUAUUAAGAAAUUAUCUUUUCCAAAAGUUGAUUUCAAUUAUGAGGGAAACAUGCUCACGGCGUCGUUAUUACAAUAUAAUAUGAAUAUAACAUAAAUUAUAACAAAUCUGCUAGGUACACGUCGAGAAUAAUAUUCCGUUGUAACCCUAUAUUUAUUAUCGAACAUUUACACUUUAUUAUAAUACCAUACGAAUAUAUAAAAAAAAUAACUCUAUGAAAUUUUAAGAAUAUAU